GUCAUUACGGUGACAUUUGUCAACAGAUCACACAACAGAAUACUGACGACACUCUGAAUUUAUUUAUCUCCUCGAAUAAAGUAAAACACUAACCAAUUGUCUUGGAGCUAACGCUAUUUUGACCAAUCAGAACCAUGGAUCGUGGUGAGCAUAUGAAUGAUACGGAGUGUGGUUAUGUUGAGUCAGAAGAAGAAGCUAGGAUGACGGAGAAGGACUUAGCGGAGGACGCGCAGUGGAAAAUAUUUCAGAAAAAUACAUUCACACGAUGGGCGAAUGAGCAUCUCAGGAAAGUUGAUCUACACAUCGAGGAUUUGGAGACUGAUCUGAGUGAUGGCUUGCGACUAGUUGCACUUGUCGAAAUAUUGUCAGGUCACAAAUUUCGUCAUAUCAAUAAGCGGCCGACAUUCAAAACUCAAAAACUUGAAAAUGUUACUACUGUUCUGAAGUUCCUCGAGGAAAAUGAAGGCCUGCGUCUCGUCAGCAUAGAUAGCAGUCACAUAGUGGAUUGCAACUUAAAACUUAUAUUAGGUUUAAUUUGGGCACUUAUCCUGCAUUACUCUAUAUCAGUGCCUCUCAUUGAAGAUGAAGAAAACGUACCACAACAGGAUAAAAACCAAACCCAAGGUCCCAAACAGCGUUUGCUAGGUUGGGUGAAACAAAAAAUGCCGGACAUUCCAGUACGAAAUUUCACAACAGAUUGGAACGAUGGUAUCGCUAUUGGAGCCCUCGUAGAUGCUUGUGCUCCUGGUCUUUGUCCGGAUUGGGUUAGCUGGGAUCAAAAGAAACCUUUACGUAAUGCUACAGAGGCAAUGACAGCAGCAGAAAACUGGCUAUCCGUUCCUCAGUUAAUUCGACCAGAAGAAAUGAUUGAUCCCAACGUUGAUGAGAAGUCUAUGAUGACUUACAUUAGUCAGUUUCCUAAUGCUCGUUUGAAGGAGGGUGCACCACUGAAAGAUAAACUCAAUCCGUCGAAGGUGCGAGCAUAUGGUCCAGGUUUGGAGAUGAAUGAAAAUAGAAUUAGUGAACCGGCUAAAUUCUAUGUGGAAACAGCUGGAGCUGGAAAGGGUCAAUUAGAUAUUCUUGUUAUCAAUUCGAGAGGUGUCAGAGAAUCAUGUGAAGUAAUUUUUGAUAAUGAAAGAAGUCAAACGUAUUCCUGUGUUUAUGAACCACAUGUAGAAGGUGAACAUCGUGUCAUUAUUAAAUAUGGUGGUCAAGAGAUACCAAAUUCACCUUUUCGUGUCAAUGUUAAAGGUGUAUUUGUAGAUCCCAGUAAAGUAACUGUUAACGGUCCAGGAGUACAAAAAUCAGAACUGAAUUGUGUUGGUCGACGUACCUAUUUCAAUGUACUUACUCAAAAUUCUGGAAACGGAACUGUUGACUGUUAUAUAAUUGAUCCUCAUGGGAAGAAAGAUACUGUGAAACCGCGUAUCACUUGUCCCGGUGGAGAUGGUUGUUAUGUUGUUGAAUACACGCCUAAAGAUGUUGGUAUGCAUCAAGUAUUUGUAGAGUUUGCUGAUAAGCAAAUUCCGUAUUCACCAUUCCAUGUGGAAAUAGCGCCUAAGGUUCAUCCGGAGUUAGCUUAUGCUACAGGACGUGGUGUUCAAGCACGCGGUGUGCGUGUACAGGAUAAAGUACAAUUUUCCGUUCAUACUGAACGAGCUGGGGAUCAAGCUCCACUUACAGUCACUAUGAAUCGAGCAGAUGGUCAAAGUGAAAGUGUGGAAGUUCGUCAAAGUGAUAAAUUCCUGUGGGAUUGUUUCUAUAGUCCACAACGACCUGGGAAGUAUACGCUUGGUAUUCGCUAUGGUAAUGGACAUAUUCAGCAUAGUCCGUAUACAAUUGUCGUUGGUCCAUAUAAAAAGUCUGCAGUACGUGCUUUUGGUCCAGGUUUGCUAGGUGGCAUUGUUAAUCAUCCAAAUUUAUUCACGGUUGUAUGUAAUGGUGAAGGUGCUGGACUAGGUUUCUUGAUUGAAGGUCCUAGUGAAGCCAAAGUUGUAUGUCGAGAUAAUGGAGAUGAUUCAGCCCUUGUAACGUAUUCAGUUUCACAGCCUGGUGAAUAUGCAGUCCAUGUGACAUGUUAUGAUGAAGACAUACCUGGAUCACCUUAUAUGCCUAUAAUUGUUCCUGAUAUUAAAGAUAUUCAUCCUGAUAAGUUACGUAUUUACGGUCCCGGUGUGGAAACAACAAAUCUUACUGUUGGUCAACAAACAGAAUUUUAUGUGGAUGGUCUACAAGAUGCUGUACCUGUUCAUAUGUUACAUUCAAUGAAUGAGUCUUUGUUACACGUGGAUUGUCAUGAUUCUACGGGAUAUCCAGUUCCAGUUCAAUCUCGCAUGAAGUCUGAUGGUACUGUAGUUUACACCUACAAACCUGUGUCUCCUGGAGUUCACACUAUAUAUGCCGCUAUUGCAAACACUUCUCUCAAAGGCGUUCCGUAUAGAGUUAAUGUUGCUCCUGAAAUACAACCAGAAAAAGUGAAAUUAUGGGGUCCUGGUUUACAGAAUGCUGUUAGAAAACAGCCAACUCACUUCUUCAUUGAUCCUCAAGAAGUAUUCUCAGGUGAACAUGAAGCUGAACUAAUGGCCAAUAAUCCAAUAUCUGUAACUAUUGUGGACGACCGUGCUCAGCCAAUUCCUAUAAAGUUAAACAAACAAUCAGAUAACACUGUUCGUGUAGAAUACACUCCACCCUCCAAAUGUUCAAAUGUGCAUAUUACACCUCUGAUAGGUGGAACACCAUCGAAGACUGUUAAUGUGCCUGUACAUUGUGGUUUUGACGUUUCUCAGAUUAAAAUACAAAAUUUAGAUAACACCAUCAAUCUUCAUUCAACUAGUCAAUUUGUAAUUUCUACAAAAGACGCUGUACACCUACUAGAUCGUGUUACAGUAAAUAUUCAGUCAGUAGACAUGCCAGAAAUAUGUUUACCAGUUAGCCUAAAAGCUGAAACAGACGAUGAGAUUUUAUGCACAUUUUCAACUAUUGAUUUACUAGGCUGUUACAGUGUGAAGAUUAUGUUGGAUGAUGAUAAUGUGUUAAGUGAUCAUCCUCCAUUAACAUUCACUGUGGUAACUAGUAACACAGAAUUAAGUGUUGAAUGUGUCGAUGGCAGUAAUUUACAUUUAUGUAAUGGUGGUGAUGAAUUGUGUAAGAGUCAAAAUGAAACCGACCAAAGGGGGGAUAUUCAUGAAAAUCAAUCGGUUGAUGAAAUAUUACCUACAGAAUGUCAAUUAGAAAAUGGAAUCUGUUUACCUCAUAAUGGAUUUGUUGAACAUAGAAAUGAUGAUGAUCAGCACUCGUGUACAACUGAAGCUAAUUGUAAUGUGUGCGACGAGUCAGCCGACGGCGGUGAUGUGGAUUUGGAAGCAAAUAAUAAUGCUAUUCAUCCAAUGAAUAAUGGAAAUGGUUUUAAGAAUAGUGAAGAUAGCGUACAGUCCACGGCUGCUACUAAAAUUGAUAUGUUCAAGAUUUUUAUCAGGAAUGGUUAUACAGAAAAAUGUGAACAGGAUAAUAAAGAGGAAGAGGAGUUUCUACACACUGAAUACAACAACAUUUCCGAAAUUUCAUCACAUGAAAAAGAUGAUGGGAUAGUCAAUGGACACAGCACUGACUGUACUUCACCACCAACAGCACAGAAGUAUCCUCCAAGACUGUUUAUUACAGAGAAGGAAAAAACUGAUAUCAUAGCUAAAAGUAAAUGGCCUCAACCGACACCUGAACAACACGCCUACAGUAUAACAGCUCAAGGUUCAGGACUUGAUAAGGCCUUUACUAACCAGUCAGCUGAAUUCAUCAUUAACAGUGAACUUGUCCCACCAGCUCCGUUGAGUGUAACAAUUGCUGGACCAAGUGAAGCAAAAAUUCAGUGUAUAGAUAAUGGAAAUGGAACGUGUGGUGUGAAUUAUACACCAUUUGCACCAGGUUGUUAUACAAUUAAUGUAGUGUAUAACAAUGAACUACAUAUAUUUGGAAGUCCAUUUUUUGUUCAAGUAUACCCUGCUGAUAAACCAAAUUUAAAUGUAGAUGAUGUACUGUGCUACGGUGUUGGAGUGGAUUCGAAUGAAGUACACAAGGCUUCUUACGUCAAGUUUAUUGUUGACGCAUCAGCUAUUGACCCACACGGUGAAGGAACAGUGUCAGCUAUUCUUACCGGUCCAGAUAAUGAAACAUCUGCCUGUCAAGUAGUGAAUUCCAAAGAUGGAAAGUAUGUUUGUAAUUAUACCCCAUUGGAGGAAGGCCAACAUCAAAUAGACGUAACCUAUGAAGGUCUUGCAAUACCAGGUAGUCCUUAUCGUGUUCAAGUUCUUCCUGGUUGUGAUCCAAGUCGAGUUAAAGCUUACGGUCCAGGUCUUGAGAAUGGAGCACAUUUAAAACCUGGUGAACAAACCAGUUUCACUGUUGACUUGACAGGAGCUGGUCAAGGUGGUUUGGGUUUAGCAGUUGAAGGUCCAAGUGAAGCACCAAUUGAUUGUCAAGAUAAUCGUGAUGGUACUUGCACAGUUUAUUAUACACCUUCUGAAGCUGGUGCUUAUUCUGUGUAUGUACGCUUCAAUGAUGUUAAUGUUCCAGGAAGCCCAUUUCAUGUAAAUGUUGAAGCUAAAGUUGAUCCAAAACAAGUUAGAUGUUAUGGUUCUGGUCUUGAAUCUGGUCUGUUGCGCGCUGGAUUGCCAGCUUAUUUCACUGUGGAUACAAAAAAUGCUGGAGAUGCACGUCUACGGGUUAUGUAUACACCUAAACCUGGUGCUGAAUUACAACCUGCAAAUGUUCAACUUCUUAGUGGAGGAACAGAUAAAGAUCCAGCACAUCAACACUACCACAAAGUUACAUAUACACCUGAAGAACAUGGUCCUUGUCGCAUAGAAGUUACCUAUGAUGAUGUUCAUAUUCCUGGUUCACCGUUUUUAGUGAAUAUUCGAAAAUCUUGUGAACCUGAACGUGUUCGUGUUUUAGGUGCUGGAGUUGAAGGUCCUGUUCUAGCCAGUCUUCCAGCAACAUUUACUGUUGAUGCUCGAGAUGCUGGUAUGGGAGAUUUAACCCUUGGUCUUACGGAUCCGAAAGGACAGUCAGUUCCAGUAAGAGUUCUUCCAUUGUCUGUAGACAGCGAAUCAGUUGUAACAAAUGGAGUAGUGCCUUCUGUGACAAGUUUAGCCUCAGGUGAUGUCAGUGACACAGGACUUUUAUCAUGCACCUAUGAACCAUAUUUGAUUGGACCGCAUAAUAUUCAUGUUAUGUUUGCCGGUGUUGAAGUGGACAACAGUCCAUUCACUGUUCGAAGUAUUGCUACGGGUAGAGCAGAUCUAUGCGAAAUUAAAAAUGGUGUAAAGAAAUUUAUACCAGUUGGAAAAGAAAACGUUAUCACAGUUGAUACAUCAUUGGGUGGUAAAGGUCGAUUAACCUGUCAAGUUAUCCAGCAACCAACUAAACAAUCUUCAGCUACUGCUACACUUCUCCCAGUAGAAACAGAAGAUAAUGGUGACGGCAGUACCUGCGUAUACUAUACACCUACACAAUUGGGUGAAUUGAAUGUAGAGCUACGAUAUGGUGGUCAGUUGAUUCCUAAUGGAGAAUUCACCCAGAAGGUAGUAUCCAGCGAGGAUAUCACAGAUGAAACUUCACGUCAAAGUGUGUAUCGUCCUGUUGUAUUUCGUCUUCCGGCUCCUCGGAAUAAAGCGAAAAUUGAAGCUGUUGUACUGCGGCCUUCAGGUGCCCAACAACAAGUUCCUGUUAUUGUGAAUGAUAAUGAAACAAUAACCGUAACAUAUGAUCCUAUAGAACAUGGAAUGCAUGAAUUACGUGUAAAUAUUCAUUCACAGGCGAAAUCUGAUUCUCCUGGUAGUACAUUUACUAUGCCACUACAAGGUAGUCCAUACAAGUUCUAUGUGGAUACUGCUAGUACUGGUCGAAUUACAGCCUAUGGUCCUGGAUUAAGUCAUGGUAUUACUUCUCAAUUAGCUGAAUUCACCAUUGUAACAAAAGAAGCUGGUGUUGGUGGUCUUUCAGUCUCCGUUGAGGGUCCAUCUAAAGCUAAAAUUCAAUGCGUUGAGAAUUCUGAUGGUACAUGUAGUGUGAGUUACCUACCUCUUGCACCUGGCUUAUAUACAAUCUCAAUUAAAUUUGCUGAUGAGCAUAUCUCUGGUUCACCGUUUACUGCUAAAAUAACAGGUGAUAUCUUGAAACGAUCACAAUUAAGCAUGGGUGCACCAAGUGACAUUGCUUUGGAAGCAGUUGAUGAAGAUAUUGCCACCCUGACAGCUAGUGUACACAGUGCAUCUGGUCGUGAAGAACCAUGUGUGCUUAAAAGUUUGCCAAAUAAUCGUUUGGGCAUUUCAUUUACACCUAAAGAAGUUGGUGAACAUUUGGUUAGUGUAUUUCAAGCUGGAAAGCAUAUUGCUAAUAGUCCAUUUCGAAUACGUGUCUCUGAGAAAGAAAUCGGCGAUCCUAGACGUGUACGUGUCAGUGGGCCAGGUUUAAUAUCAGGUUUAUCUAAUAAGCCUAAUCAAUUCACUGUGGAUACACGAGAUGCAGGUUAUGCUGGUUUAAGUCUUUCAAUUGAAGGACCAAGUAAUGCAGACAUUGAAUGUCAUGAUAAUCACGAUGGUACUUGUACUGUCAUAUAUACACCUACUGAACCUGGCCAGUAUGUUAUCAAUGUGAAGUAUGCUGAUGUUCAUGUGCCAAAUAGUCCAUUCCGUGUUGACAUUGGUGGAGAACCUUCUGUGAAAAUGAUGGAAAGAAUCACUAGACGACGUGAAGCUUCAAAAGUUACACAUGUUGGAAGUCGGUGUGAAUUGAGCUUACGUAUUACAGAUACAAAUCCCUCUGAUUUGUCUGCAUCGGUAACCUCUCCUUCGGGUCAUACUACUCGUUGCGAAGUUGUUCCUAUUGAUAGCGAUCAUUACAAUAUCAAGUUUAUACCACAAGAAAUGGGUGAACAUUUAGUUACUGUUAAACACAAAGGAAUUCAAAUAUCAGGUAGUCCAUUCCACUUUACUGUCGGUCCGAUAACAGAUGGUGUAGCCAACAAGGUUAGAGCAGUAGGCUCUGGCCUACAAGAAGGUUGGACACAUGUUACCAAUGAAUUUACUAUAUAUACACGUGAAGCUGGUGCAGGCACACUAUCGAUUGCUAUGGAAGGUCCUAGCAAAGCAGAAAUUGAUUGUGAUGAAAGGCGAGAUGGUUCUUCAGCUGUACUCUAUCGUGUCACUGUACCGGGAAUGUAUAUUUGUUCCCUUAAAUUUAACGAUGAACAUAUCCCUUGUUCACCAUUCCGUAUUCAGGUUUAUGAUUCAACACAAACUGGGCGUUUAGCUUCUUACACACUACCAUCUCGUACUGUUGAUAUUCAGUCCACCCACAGUGUAUCCAGUAAAGAAGAAACACUUCGAAUUGGACGUCCAAUAGCAUUCACUGUACAUCAUGUAGAAACACCUGGUUACAUUUUGAAGGCAAAGGUGUCGACUCCAUCUGGAACUCAUGAAGAUGCAAUUGUUCAACCAAUCGAUCAAGAUCAAUUUGUAAUCAGAUUUGUCCCACGUGAAGGUGGUCCACACUUGGUUCAUGUGCAUUCUGUACCUAUUAAAGAGUCAGAUAAAGCUGACUGGAGUUUUGGUCCUAAUUCAGUGCAUAGAUCAAUUCAAGGUUCACCCUUCCGUCUAGUAGUCAGUCAGUAUGCUGCAGAUCCUGGUAUGGUGUAUGCUACUGGAGAUGGAUUACGUAGAGGGAAAGUUGACAUGAAGAACUCCUUUUUCGUCAAUACUACCAACGCUGGUUGUGGUGUUUUAAAUGUAACUGUAGACGGUCCGAGUAAGGCAACUGUUACAAGUCAAGAACAUGAUGAAGGCUAUGCAUUUUUCUAUACACCAACUGUUCCAGGAAUCUAUGAGAUCACUAUUAAGUAUGGUGGCAAUUUUCAUAUCACUGGUUCACCAUUCCGUGUUGAAGUUACUGGAACACCUAGAUCGGAAAUUUCGGAUACGCGAUCUGAGGAUCAUCAGUCGAAUGUUAUUUUAGAAACUGUUGGUAAAACAAUGACUGGAAUGUCGGCUAAAGUGGAACUAGAACAUGGAAGUACAGGUACUCAUCCUGAGCUUGUCACCUGUCAGGGGCUUGGAUUGAAACGAGCUGAAAUCGAUCGUGUGAAUUACUUCAAUGUUGAUGCUAGUCAAGCGGGUAAUGAUGUUCUACUCAUUGGUAUCUGUGGUCCAAAACAAGCCUCAGAAGAAGUGAUUAUCAAACAUUUGAGCAAUAAUCAAUAUACAGUCUCCUAUCGUGUCUCUGAAAGUGGUAAACACUUCUUAGUAGUUAAAUGGGGUGAUCAACAUGUUCCAGGCAGUCCAUUCCUUAUCAAUGUCCCAUAAUUCUGAAUAUUAUUCAAUAUUAAAAUCUACCCACAUAAACAGUAUAAAACUUUCAACUGAAUGUUUCUUGAAAAAAAGACAAUUUGUAAUCUCUUUUGUUGUUGUUAUUAUUACUGGAAGGUGGAUGUGUCAGCUAUUGACACCUUUGUUUUAGAUAGACAGAUAGAUAGAUGUUUACAGGUAUUGAUUUCCCUCCCCUACCCAUUUAGUCUUAUCUAGAUACUACAACAUACAUCGAAAUGAGGGAAUUUUUUAGACAGUGCCUUCUUUUUUCUGUGUUCUUUUAAUACUGCUACUACUACUACUACUACUGAAUACUAUUCAAGUGCCUUACUACUCUCUGUAACAACUGAACUUUUGCUUUAAUCGUUUCAAAAUGAGAUGCCAAGUUUGUGUAAACAAUCUUAGUUUACCAACAAUAACAAAUGAAUUGUAUUCAUAUUCUUGUUGUCAUUUUUGCGUGUAUUCAUUCCUUUCUGGCUAAUCUGUCGCUUUGGAAUUAUUAUUAUUAUUAUUAUAUUAUUAUUGUUACUAUUAC
This is a messenger RNA of Trichobilharzia szidati, 8892 nucleotides long. Lineage: Eukaryota; Metazoa; Platyhelminthes; Trematoda; Strigeidida; Schistosomatidae. The record is from the annotation of a GenBank genome assembly.